Exophiala viscosa is the source of this 2075-nucleotide messenger RNA. RefSeq names its product fatty acid desaturase-domain-containing protein. Gene Ontology annotation, biological process: lipid metabolic process. Gene Ontology annotation, cellular component: membrane. The record is from RefSeq and is a predicted model, not a curated record. The transcript has a single exon. Bases 277 to 1950 code for a protein of 557 amino acids. Gene Ontology annotation, molecular function: oxidoreductase activity, acting on paired donors, with oxidation of a pair of donors resulting in the reduction of molecular oxygen to two molecules of water. Lineage: Eukaryota; Fungi; Ascomycota; Eurotiomycetes; Chaetothyriales; Herpotrichiellaceae.
AUGCCUGUAGCACAGUAUCAGUAUCUUCGUGCGAUAAGCAGUGAACAGAAGAGAUAUGACGAGGCUGCAUAAAUACGGUGCCUGGGUUGGUGGUCGAGGCGCAGCUACUUCCACUUCCUUCUCCACAACUCACUCCACCUGCGGUCCCUGAAUCCUCGAUUCCUUCCAGCAUGUGUUCCGUGCGGUGAACUUUCAGGCAUCUCCUUUUCAUUCUGCUGUAGCCUUCUCUUAGCCUUCCUACAUGCUUCGAUAAACCAUUUGGAAGCUGCAACGCACAUGAACAGCACGCUAUCCCCAAAAGACCGCGUAUGGUCUCGGAGAGAGAUUGAGGGGUUAAUCGCGGAGGGGAGAAAGAUAUUUAUACUUGAUGGACAAGUGAUCAAGGCCGAUGCAUGGCUCCCAUACCACCCUGGAGGCAACCAUGCCAUAUUGCACAUGGUUGGAAGAGAUGGCACAGAUGAGAUACGAGCAUUGCACUCGAUCGAGACUCAAGCAUACAUGCGAAAGUUUGUCAUAGGGAAAAUCCAAGGUCGUUGGAACAACUUCCUGCCUCCCAUACAGGGCGGCACGUUCAGGCCGCUCACCCAUGACAAUCAUCAGGAGGAAGAAGACUUCGAGUGCCCACUGGACGGCACCUCCAGUUCCGCCAGCAGCAGCAUACCGCCAUCGCCUAUCUUUGAAGCCGUCGAUGCAGAAGUAAGCAAGUCAGCCACGUCCGUAUCGUCCGCCUCUUCUAUCUCCGAACACGAAAUACCUCCUAUCAGCACAAAUCCGAUUGAAACAAAGCUUUCGGCAGAAAGAACGUCCGAUCUUCUGAAGUAUCCGUCGCUCGACUAUGCUUCCCAGGAUCAGAUUGUCAGCAAAUACAGAGAGUUGAAUGUCCGCAUUCGCGCCGCGGGUCUUUACGAUUGUCCCUACUGGGCUUAUGGAAUCGAGCUCUGUCGUUACAUCCUCCUCUUCGCCAGCUCCCUCAUCGCUCUACGCUAUGGCUACUACGCACUCUCCGGCGCUUUUCUGGGGAUGUUCUGGCAUCAACUUGUUUUUACCGCCCACGACUCCGGCCACAUCGGUAUAACCCACAAUUACCAUGUCGACAGCUGCAUUGGAAUCUUCAUCGCUGAUUACCUCGGCGGUCUGUCAAUCGGAUGGUGGAAGCGAAAUCACAAUGUUCACCACAUCGUCACAAACUCCCCCGAGCACGAUCCCGACAUCGAACAUAUGCCCUUCUUCGCCAUUUCUCCCAAGUUUUUCAGCAGCCUUCGCUCGACCUACUACAACCGUAUCAUGGAUUUCGAUAUCGUCGCGAGAUGGGCGAUCUCCGUGCAGCACUGGUCAUACUACCCGAUUUUGUUGCUGGGGCGCUUCAAUCUCUACCGUUUGUCCUGGGAAUACCUCUUUACAGGUCAAGCACCAAGGAAAGGGCCAGCUUGGUGGCACCUCUACCUCGAAAUCGCAGGCCAAUUCGUCUUCUGGGCCUGGUACGGCUAUGGGAUUGUGUACUGUUCCAUCCCCACGGCCUGGGACCGUUUUGUCUUCGUCAUGAUCUCUCAUAUGGUCACCAUGCCAUUGCACGUCCAGAUUACUUUGUCACAUUUCGCCAUGUCGACCACGGAUAUGGGCGUACACGAAUCCUUCGCACAGAAGAUGCUCAGGACUACCAUGGAUGUCGAUUGCCCAACGUGGCUCGACUUUUUCCAUGGCGGUUUGCAAUUUCAAGCUGUGCACCACUUAUUCCCACGGAUUCCAAGACAUAACCUGCGCAAGGCACAGAAGUAUGUCAAGGAGUUCUGCGAGGACACUGGCAUUCCGUAUGUGAUUUAUGGCUUCACCGAAGGUAACCAGAAAGUUAUCAGCAGGCUAGGAGACGUUGCGAAGCAGGUCAAAGUCUUUGAGGAGUGUCGUAAAGCCUGUGCCCGAGAAGUUGUCGAGGGCCAUGGGCUCGCGCAUUGAUACGUACAGAAAAGCAGGAUAGAAAAAUGACUCAAAACGAGUACGGAAGUGUGGCGUCUGUGAUUUCUGCGAAGACUUGGUCAUAGGUAUAAUGAAGAGAUGAGAAAUGUAUAAAGAAUGAAGAG